GCUGCAUUUUUCGGAGCCGUGGCGAUCGUGGAGGGAGACCUCGUGGGACCCAUGCUGGGUUUUCUCGGCUAAAUUAUGUUUUUGGCGAUGAUAUUCUAAAUCCCUCCAUCUUCGGCCAUGGUAAUAAAACAUCGGAAAUCAGCCUUCCGUUCAUUUCUUUCUCACCAUGCAGCAUACUAAUGGGGGGUUGUUCUAAAACCAGUCCUUUUCUACCCCCCUAUACCCCCGCGGGAAUUCCGCUGUAAUGCAUCCAAUGUGUCGCGUGCUAUCAAAGUGUCACCAAAUUUAAACCCAACGUCCUAACAUCCUAACGUCACCAGUUAGCUGUUCGUAACCCCGUCUGAUCCUGAACCCAGCCUCCCCCUCCUGAACUGGGCGUCGGCCCUGGUGACACGGCACGCGGCAAGAUGGGCAUUCAGGACUUGCAGCGCUACAUCGAGGCGCACGUGCCGGGCGCGUGCGUACCGGUGGACCUGCUGAAGAUCGCGCGCGGCGUGACGCUGCACCGUCCGCGCACACCGGGCAGCCGGCACCGGCCGCCAGCCGCCGUCGAACUCUGCCUGGUACUGGACGCAGAGGGCUGCCUGGACAGACUCUAUGGAGGCUACUUUUCAGACUGGGUAUGCGGCGGCCAGUGGAACCGGAUGGUGCAGUUCCUCUCCAUCCUCGUCCAGACCGUGCAAAACAACAACAUGGAGCUGGCCGUCUACUUUUCGGGCGCGCUCGAGCUGCCCCGCAUGCGCGAAUGGGUGGGCCGACAGUACAACCAGCGGCGAGACAUCAACCAGGCGCUCAAGCACGUGGCGCUGAAGGCCACGCCGCCGCCCAAGGUGUGGUGGACGGCUCCGGCGUGUCUGCGCACCGCCCUGCGCAUGGCGCUGCGCCACCUCAAGGUCCAGGUGCUCUGCUCGGUGGAGGACCAUCGCCAGGAGGUGAUGGCGUUCUGUCGGGAGAACAACUACCACGGCGUGAUGGCGGAGGAUGCGGAGUACCUGCUGCUCGGGCCGCCGCGCUACUUCUCCGCCAAACAGAUGAAACUCACCUACAAGGGUUCUCUGGAGACGAAGGAGUUUAUCCUGAACGAGGUGGCGCGCGGCCUGGACCUGCAGCCCAACCGGUUCUGCCUGCUAGCCGCGCUGCUGGGCAACUACCAGCUGACGGAGGAGGAGCUGGCAGAGUUCCACGGACGGCUGGCCAGCCGCGCUGGACACGCCAAGGCCACUCCCGAGGAGGUGACUGGCCUGGUGGUCGAGUUUGUGCGCACGCUGGCCUCGGCGGACGACCUGGACGAGGUGGGCACGCUGGUGUUCCAGUCUGCCACCGACCCGCGCGUGGCCAAACUGCGUGCCAGCGUCCGCUACUACACGGACGCCAGUCGCGACGAUCUCAAGUACAAACCGGCCGGCGGCGCAGCGGCGCGGGCGGCCACCAAGCCGGCGGACGCGGACCCGGCGGCCACCGAGACGCGUCGUCUGUACGAUCGGGCGGCCGGCGGCUCGCAGGACGGACGGACGACCGUCAACGGCGUCCUGGCCCAGCAGAUGAGCAGACUCAGCACGGACGAUGGUGCUGCUCCGGGCUCCUUCAUGGGCGGCUCGGCGUCCAACGGGCACGUGGACGGGCCGGAGGACGGUCCCCAGGUGAACCUGGAGCCGCCGCCACUGCCCUCCGUCACACCAGAGGUGCUGCGGACGGCGGCUGAGCGCCAUCAGAAGGGUCUGAUGGCGCCCUGGGUGUACCAGGUGCUCUCACAGGGUGAGCUGCAGCUGCCGGUGUGUGUGGAGGAUGAGCUGGGCCGCGAGCUACCCAACUCGGCUCUCUUCUACCGGCCGGUCCGCGAGCGGGUGUACGCGGUGCUGUUCAACCUGUACCACCACAGCUUCCUGCACAACCGCGACAAGGACAAGCCGGCGGAGGAGCAGCACCAGAUCCCCACCGUGCAGGUCCGUGAAUGGGCGUACAGCCGCGCCAACCCGUACACCCGGCCCGACCUGGUCACCGCGCAGCCGCUCAACUGGGGCGUGCCGACCGUGCAGCGGCUCUGGUUCGGCACGACAGAUGACGACAAGAAGCGUCGAAUGCGUGCGCUGCUGAGCUGCGUGAAUGCCGACUCCCCGUACAUCCGGAACCCGCUCUAUGUGCCGCAGCACCUGCUCGUACUGGCCUGCGUGCUCAGGUACAUGAUGUCGCAGACUGGCCCCAACGGUCAGGCGUUCCUCUGUAAGCCAGAGCUGGACGCGUUCAUCGCCCAGGCGCUCAGCCCCAAGCUGACCGACUCACAGUACCUGCAGGAUCUGCAGCUUCCGUCUCUGUCGGCUCGCGCCGUCCAGCUGGCCAGCCUGUUCAUGCAGGGCGUCGAGACGGUGCUGUUCGCCAACGACGCGUGCGGCGCGCCCAUCCCGUGGCUCAUGUGCUGCCCGUGGCUCUUCUUCGACGGAAAGCUGUUCCACAGCUUCCUUCUGAAGGCCACUCAGUGUCGCAACGUGCUGGAGCUGUGCGACAACCAGCUGGACAUGGUGGGCCAGCUGGACCUGGUGCGCCAGGCGGUGCUGGACGGCCUGCACGUGCAGUACGCUCGGCCGCAGCUGUCGGGCCACCCGGCCGGCCACCCGCCGCUGGUGCCCGGGCCGCGGCGGCUACUGGCACGCGGCGGACGUCUCCAGAUCGGUGGCGUGGUGGUCGGCUCGUGGGCCGGCAACAGCAGCCUGGGCGGCCGCGGCCGCGCGCCGGCCGGCGGUGCUCCGCGCCGCGGACCCGGCGGCGGCGUGGGCCAGCAGUCCGCCAGGGACGGCUGGCCCGCCGCCGGCCGCGCCGCUAAAACGGUGAAGAAGAAGGCUGUGUCUCCGGCCAAAAAGGAGGGAUCGGCCGGAAGAGGCCUGGAUGCCGGACCCGACGCCUCUGCGGCUGGCAGCGGCGCCGGCGACCCGGGCAGUGCCGGCGGCGGCGCCGCGGCGCCCGCCCAGUUCGAGGAUGCGCUGCUGCUAGUGGCUCAGUAGACGGCCCUGGCCGGCCGCCGCGCCGCGCCGCCGCACCGACGGCCCUCCACUGUGAUGCUUCGAGUCAGGGGCGGCGGCGGCGGCGGCCGGUCGCCGGCCACCGCCGCCGCCGCCCCGCCCCGCGCCGCAGCCGCCGUCAGGCGCGCGCGCCGCAGAGUCUAUUUUUGUAUUGUUGUUACUGACUACUGUUGAGGGAGGCCACAGCGCGUGAGCGCACAGUGCAGGAGGCACACGAUCGCCGGCCCGGCGGCGGCCAAGCUAGCUACAGCAUCACACCAACUCAAACAGACAAACUGACCAGCAUGUUUUCACAUCAGACGGCACCGGCCGCGGCCGCUCAUUCAGCGUGCGCGCGCGAGUACCGGUCGCUUAUCUUGCGAACCUCUCUGGCGGGGCCCACCGCACGUUCUGGCGUUCGUACACGGUUUCUGGUAGGUUAAGAGCGCGGUUUUGACGUCAGCCCCGCGCUGGGGCGGUGACAGUCGGUAUUUGGACUGGAUAUGACAAGUUUGGUAACUGAGCGCGGCGCUGUCGACUCUCACACACGUAUUUAACCGAUCGUCUGAGCGUCCGCGAGAACAGACACAUAGGUCUACUCGUUUUGUCGUGUCGGCUGCCCGUUACCUGUAAAUAGGCGACAUAGUAUUCGGUGUUUGAAUUUCUUCUUGAUCGGACGGCCGUGGGAAAGCCACGCUGCGAGCCGACAUAGUUUGCCUGUGUGGAUUCGUAACUUUAUGAAUUAUUUGUACUAACGUAAGACGGCUGGCAGCCGCGCGGCCCCCUUCGGGACCGGCCCUCGGCUGUCUCGGCCAAACCAGCUGGAAGACCCCGUUGUCAGAGACCGAAGAGAGUACGUCUCACCAAAUGAAAACAGCACCGGGUGUGUGCAUCAAAAAAAGUUUGAAUAGUGCUUGAGGUUUUGCUUAUCACAGCGCGUAUGCAAAAAGGUCCGUUCACAUAGUAAUAUGGCGCCGACCGGUGUUCUACAAUUUCGGCUGGGGCGGCUUGACGCGCCCAGCUUUCUGCAGAAACAGCCGCGAAGGCAGCGAGCGAGCUGUGGCUGAGAGAAAGGGUGAGAAACGACAGCGGGAUACACACCGUAUUCUCUGAGGAAGGUCCUUUUUCCGUGCUUAUCGAUAUCGGUGUGAAUAUUAUAAGUAAAUGGUGAUGUUUAUCUUUAACUUGAUACAGCUAGCCGAAAGUGGCUGUUCAAUUGCAUUGGUGGGCCCCGAAGUCUAGCGUUUUCUCAGCAUAUAUAGCCUCGUAAUUCCCGAAGACUUCGUAGUCGAUGUUAAGAAAAUUAUUUAGCUUGUAACUGCGACCUGUCUUAACCGGCGCCGCGCCCGUCUCGGCGCGGCGCGGCGCCGCGUGCGCUGGCCGUUUUGUGUUUACUCGUAGUUUCGUGUAUGUCACGUGGCGCUAGCUGCUUGGCGGCGGGUGACGGCGGUGUGCCAGUGCCCGCGCCCGCCGCUCGCCGGGGCAGGGGCCCGGCCACCGCCGCCCCGGGACGGACCGUGCCGUGUGCCGACAAAAUAUAUCACUGAAAUCCGA
Molecule: messenger RNA, 4547 nt
Organism: Amphibalanus amphitrite
Lineage: Eukaryota; Metazoa; Arthropoda; Thecostraca; Balanomorpha; Balanidae
Product: constitutive coactivator of PPAR-gamma-like protein 1
Exons: 16
Coding region: 408-2996 (862 amino acids)
Cellular component (GO): nucleus
Source: RefSeq, a predicted model, not a curated record